GGAGUUUGGCUCCGUGGGGGCCCGCGGCGGGAUCUUCCGGGGCGGCGAGUGCGAGUGGCCCUCUUGGGAGUCCCAUGGCCGUCUUGACUGCGCUCUGGAGCCCCUUCCGCUGUGUCAGCAGAGCACUUGGCCAGCGCUGCUUCAGCACCGCUGGGAGCCUGGGUGCCAUCCAGAAGAUGACACGGGUGCGCGUGGUGGACAACAGUGCCCUCGGGAACACCCCGUACCACCGCCCUCCUCGGUGCAUCCAUGUCUACAACAAGAGUGGGGUGGGCAAGGUGGGUGACCGAAUCCUGCUGGCCAUCAAGGGGCAGAAGAAGAAGGCGCUCAUCGUGGGACAUCGUAUGCCAGGCCCCCGGAUGACCCCCAGGUUCGACUCCAACAACGUGGUCCUCAUUGAGGACAAUGGCAACCCCGUGGGGACCCGGAUUAAGACACCCAUCCCUACCAGCUUGCGCCAGAAGGAGGGCGAGUAUUCCAAGGUGCUGGCCAUUGCUCAGAACUUCGUGUGAGCAGAUCCUGGUAGAGCUGCUCCAACAGCAGCCCCUCGGCUGGAGGGAGCUGGGCUGAGUGGUGUGGCCCUCCCUCCCCACCAGGGGACAGUGUCCAGGGAAGGAAUAAAAGUCUUCAUGCAUGUUUC
Messenger RNA from Jaculus jaculus (lesser Egyptian jerboa), 640 nucleotides. RefSeq names its product mitochondrial ribosomal protein L14 (gene Mrpl14). Gene Ontology annotation, cellular component: mitochondrion; ribosome. The transcript has 3 exons. Gene Ontology annotation, molecular function: structural constituent of ribosome. The record is from RefSeq and is a predicted model, not a curated record. Bases 75 to 512 code for a protein of 145 amino acids. Gene Ontology annotation, biological process: translation. NCBI's taxonomy places the organism in Eukaryota, Metazoa, Chordata, Mammalia, Rodentia, Dipodidae.